This is a messenger RNA of Tetrahymena thermophila SB210, 270 nucleotides long. RefSeq lists its product as hypothetical. The transcript is spliced from 2 exons. The record is from RefSeq and is a predicted model, not a curated record. Lineage: Eukaryota; Ciliophora; Oligohymenophorea; Hymenostomatida; Tetrahymenidae.
AUGAUAUUAGAUUCUUUUACAGCAAUUUUUAAAUAAUUUUAAAUUAAUAACUUUAAAUUUUUUAUAUUAUUAUAUUUAGAAAACAAAUUGAAUUUUGAAUAAAAAAUUAAGCAAAUAAAGAAAAAUGAUAAUGGAAAGAACCUUAGAUUUUGUUAUUCAACUUUAAAAUAGAUUGUUGAAUAAAUAAUAAAUAAUAAAGAAAGAAAGAAAUAAUUUAAUUGUUUUGUUUGCCACGUCAAUCUGACAGAGUGGUAAAAGAUAUUAGGAUGA